CUUUCCGGGCACCACGUGACUUCCUUUCCGGUCUAACCUGACAACAUGGACGCCAGCCGCGUGCAGCCGAUCAAGCUCGCAAGAGUCACCAAGGUUCUCGGAAGGACCGGUUCCCAGGGACAAUGUACACAGGUCCGUGUUGAGUUCAUGGACGACAGCAACCGCUCCAUCAUCAGGAACGUGAAAGGCCCAGUCAGAGAAGGAGAUGUGCUGACACUUCUGGAGUCUGAGAGAGAAGCCAGGAGGCUGCGAUAGGGCCCGCUGAAGCUGAGGUGCCAGUCCAACGCCAUGUCGUCAGUUUCAUCUGCAGUGGACUCCAUCUUGCUUGUUCAGAUGUUUUGAAAUAAAUUUGGGUAUUGAGAUGA
Stegastes partitus (bicolor damselfish) is the source of this 365-nucleotide messenger RNA. It is a transcript of the gene rps28, whose product is annotated as ribosomal protein S28. Gene Ontology annotation, cellular component: cytosolic small ribosomal subunit; ribosome. Bases 46 to 255 code for a protein of 69 amino acids. Gene Ontology annotation, biological process: ribosomal small subunit assembly; translation; maturation of SSU-rRNA. The record is from RefSeq and is a predicted model, not a curated record. Gene Ontology annotation, molecular function: structural constituent of ribosome. The transcript is spliced from 4 exons. Lineage: Eukaryota; Metazoa; Chordata; Actinopteri; Pomacentridae.